This is a messenger RNA of Nannizzia gypsea CBS 118893, 783 nucleotides long. RefSeq lists its product as hypothetical. Gene Ontology annotation, biological process: polyphosphate catabolic process. The transcript has 3 exons. The coding region runs from base 1 to 783 and encodes 260 amino acids. Gene Ontology annotation, molecular function: endopolyphosphatase activity; phosphatase activity. The record is from RefSeq and is a predicted model, not a curated record. Lineage: Eukaryota; Fungi; Ascomycota; Eurotiomycetes; Onygenales; Arthrodermataceae. Gene Ontology annotation, cellular component: cytoplasm.
AUGGCUCACAUACAAACCCUGGAUGCGCGGCUGUUACCCGGCGAGAAGAAAUCGUGGUUUCGUCGCUCGAGACGAAGACUUGUAAUAGUUGGUGACGUGCAUGGAUGCAAGGAUGAGUUGGACAAGCUGCUUUCACGGGUAUCGUUCAACCGUGAGAAUGACCACUUGAUUUUCGUCGGAGACGUAAUAACCAAAGGACCCAAGAGCGUUGAAGUAGUGCGUCUUGCACGAGAAUACAACGCUUCCUGCGUCCGAGGGAAUCAUGAAGAUAGGAUCCUGUUGACCCGUCGAGAGAUGUCAGUGUCUAAUGAUAAGCUGGAGACAAAAGCUCAUGUUCUUGCCCGUCAACUCUCGGAUGAUGAUGUAGACUGGCUUGAAUCAUGUCCUGUGAUUCUUAAGGUGGGAUAUGUCAGGGGCAUGGGUGAUGUUGUUGUUGUCCAUGGAGGGCUGGUUCCUGGAGUGCCACUUGAGCGUCAGGAUCCGUCGUCUGUAAUGACUAUGAGGACGCUUGAUGUGGAUAGUCAUACGCCUAGCUCUGGGAAAGUGGGAAUAGCCUGGUCUAAGGCAUUUGAUGAUUACCAGCGCCGUAUGGUGAAGGAGAAGGGGGCACAGCCUACUACGGUGAUUUACGGCCAUGAUGCGAAACAACUUCCGGUCAUACGAGAAUAUACAAAAGGUCUAGACACUUCAUGCGUCCGCGGCGGGAGACUUACAGCCCUGGUCAUUGGGGAUGGCGGGAAACAGAGCCUGAAACAUGUGAAGUGCAAGGGUUAUGUUGUGUGA